AUGAUGAAGUAUCGCCCAGCCUCUACAUCAUUACAAAAAUAUCAACCGACAAAAAAAGUGGCGACGACAACAGAACUAGGCGGCAAAAGUGUUAAAAACGCUUUUAAAGCAAUUAACAUUGGAUCAUAUCAAGAGAUUUUUCCAUCAUUUUAUCCGCUGCAAAUGAUGGAUCGGAGUGGUCUUGACCAAAUGACGGACACGUCAGGUUUGUGCCUACAAGACUUGGUAGGCACGACAAAUAAUGCAACAUCCAAUGGAAAUAUACCAACAAGUCAAUCUAACUCUAAUGAUCACCUGCAUAAUCAUCACCAUCAUCACAAUCUUCAUGAUGGAACUGCAGUCAGUGUGUCAUCAGCAAUUUCCAAUUUGAUGUCACCAACGAGUGUUGGUUCAAUCGGCAGUGGAUUGACAACAGGAUUGAGUCAUUUGCAUCAUAGCUCGCAUCCCGAUUUGACAGGUCAUCAUCAUCACCAUCACAUCACUUCACCUCAUACGCCAAGCGUUCUACACGAGCCGCUAGAGAAAUUAAAAUUAUGGGCAGAGACUGGAGAGUUUCGCGAAAGUAACCACAACACAAUGGCAUCUGUGACAAAUAUGGACCAUUCACAAAUGAACUUUCAAGCACCAGCCGGUCGUAAUCGUAAUCGAGAUCGUAAAUCCGAUGCAUCACGUUUGAACGACACACAAGUUAAGCAAGAAAACGCCGAUGAGUCAAUCACAACUGAUGAUCCGAAAAAUGAUAAGAAGAAUAAACGUCAACGACGUCAAAGAACUCACUUUACAUCGCAACAAUUGCAUGAGUUAGAACAGACGUUUAGUCGUAAUCGAUAUCCGGACAUGAGUACGCGAGAAGAGAUUGCCAUGUGGACAAAUUUGACAGAAGCUCGUGUUAGGGUUUGGUUUAAGAAUCGACGAGCAAAGUGGCGUAAGCGUGAAAGAAACCAGAUGAAUGCUUUGGCAACUGCUGCUGACUUUAAGAAUGGCUUUGGAACUCAAUUCGUUCAGCCAUUCCCCGAUACUGAUGCUUUGUAUUCUUCUUAUUCGCAUUACAAUAACUGGGCAGCAAAAGUUCCAUCUCCGUUAGCAGGUACAAAAACAUUUCCCUGGCCCGUUAACCCGCUGGGCUCUGUAGUCUCAACAAAUCAUCACCAAAACUCAAUAAAUUGCUUCAACACGGCUUCAUCGUCGGUGGCAAGUAUGAGUACAACAAUGUUACCCGGUACAAUGGGCUCGAGCUUAUCAGGAUCAGGGACGACAGGGGGAGUUGGAGCGCCAUGUCCUUACACAACUCCAACAAAUCCGUACAUGUAUCAUCAUCGUACAACAGCUGAACCUGGCACUGCAAUGAGUUCAAGUAUCGCUACAUUGAGAUUAAAAGCUAAACAACAUUCAUCAGGCUUUUCAAGUCCUUACUCAACUCAAUCGUCAUCGAUAUCUCCAGUUUCACGUUCAAACUCUGGUGGACUUUCCGCAUGUCAAUACGCGGGCGUGACUGACACUGUUUGAGAAAACGCUCUCGUGGGCACGUUGUUAACUCAAACGUCCUCACUCAACAAUCUCUUAAGCAGUGAUCACGAUAUGAACUUUGACCAACGCGGUGUUCAUUCACAACAACAACAUGAUGGAUCCAAUGGAGCUCAUACAGCUAUCACCGAUGAUGAAGAUUGCACGUCAGCUCAUAAUGGCAAUGCAUCGAUAAACGAUGACAUUGCCGAUUAAUUAAAAUUUCUUUGGAUGAAAUAUUCCAAAAACACAAUUUAAAAGCAUUGUGCAUCGUGCAAUUUGUUCAUUCACAAACACCACACCCACGCACACUUUCGCG
Messenger RNA from Clunio marinus, 1822 nucleotides. The record is from the annotation of a GenBank genome assembly. Lineage: Eukaryota; Metazoa; Arthropoda; Insecta; Diptera; Chironomidae.